AUGGAAGCGGUGGCGUUAGCGGUGGCAGUAGCUGUGGCGGUGGUGGCGAAGGCGGUGCUGGCCUUGCUUGUGGGCAUUCAACGACGACUGGUUGUCUCUGGUCUCUCGAAUCGCUGCUGCUUCAGACGAUCUGCAACCACAGUCAGGCGUGCACGCUCUCUGGGUUGCGCCUUCACAUCGACUUUCCCCGCAGCCAUGCCCCCAGCCGCUGAGCAGCGUCCGCGCCAGGAGGGCGAGGACGACCAGGAGGAGGAAGGCGCGUGGGUGGACGGCGACUUGCUGCGCCAGGUGCUGGACGGCGGAACGCUAGUGCACUUGGACGUGCAGCGCGCCGUCGGCAAGGGCGAGAACUACCUCAGUGUGCUGUACAGAGCGCGCGUCGAGUACCAGCCGGCGGGCUCGGAAGAGACGCAGGUGAAACAUCUCAUCGUCAAAGGUCUUCCUGCGGGGGAGUUCAUGGCGACUUUCGUCGAAGAAGUCGGCUGUUUCAGACGAGAAGCUGAUAUUUACGACGAAGUGCUGCCACGGCUCUAUGCAUUUGCUGACGAACGUCUGGGAGGUAAAUCGUUCAAAAGGUUUUCUGCCCUCAGCCACAAAACGAGCCGACCUGACACCUUGGUCUUGGACGACCUGCGGCCCGAGGGCUUCGUCAUGGCCCCAAGAAGAGACCGCCUGGACUUCGCUCACUCCAAACUGGUUGUGCAGACUUUGGCUCGCUUGCACGCCUUAUCUCUCAGCUAUUGUGAGGAGCAUCCCGGUUACAUGUCGCAAUUUGACGACAGAAUGUAUAGUGAACUCAACAGAGAGAGACUACAGCAGUUCAUUCCCCCUCAGAUAAAAUGCAUUGCGGAGGAAAUCAGGGAAUGGAAGGGUUUCGCUGAGAUAGCCGACAAAUUAGAAGCAUUAAUACCAAAGAGUAUUGAUAAGCUAAUAGAGACAUGCAAGCAUGUUCAAGGAGGCAGGACAGUUUUAGUUCAUGGCGACAGUUGGGUAAAUAAUAUUCUUUUCAAAUACUCAGAUUCUGGAGAGCCCAUUGACUUACGAUUCGUCGACUACCAGUUAACGCGAGAGGCGUCUCCUGGUCAAGAUCUCAACUACUUUCUGUUCUCAAGUCCUCGAAAUGAUAUACGCGAGCGCCAUUUUGAUGAUCUUCUGCACGAGUACUGUGACGAGUUUAAGCGAUGCGCAAAAGACUUGCGUUAUAGUGGACCUCUCAUCACCUUUGAUGAAAUUCGCAAAGACAUAAACCGUACAUUAUAUUUUGGAUUCAUUUCCGUACUCACGACUAUGGCAGUUGUAUUAGCCGAUCCAGAAGAUUCCCCUGACUUGUCUAAGUUCACAGAGGAACAGGUGCAGAAAGGAGAAGGAAUGAAUAUUUUUGAGAAAGUGUACAAAAGUAAAAACUUUCAAGAGGCUUUUCAAAAUUUACUUCCUUUUUUCGAUGAACAGGGCGUUUUCGAAUAG
This is a messenger RNA of Gryllus bimaculatus (two-spotted cricket), 1464 nucleotides long. The record is from the annotation of a GenBank genome assembly. NCBI's taxonomy places the organism in Eukaryota, Metazoa, Arthropoda, Insecta, Orthoptera, Gryllidae.